AUGAGUAAACCGACGCGAAUGCCGUAUUUCAAUCAGGCCGGCGGUAAGGAGCAGGUGGUGCUCGCCGAGGGCUACCUGCCCACCGACAAGAUCUUCAAGAUCGACCGCUACCUGCGCUACUUCGGUAUGCUGUCCCAGAGCAUCGAGGACUACCUCCAGGGCAACAUCCGGGGCAAACUCAAGCGGCCCACCAAACGCCUCUACGGGCUGGCCGUCCUGUCCCUCAUGACGAUCGUGUUCUCGAGGAAUAUGAUACUGGCGUUCGUGGACGACCCGGACGUGCGUAACGUGUUGGGCGAGGCGGCGCCCGGGCGACCGGCCAAGCAGUUCACGAUGGCGUUGACCCUGUGGUCGAUCUACUCGUUCCUCAUCUCCCGGCUCUUCUACAGGGCCGAGAAGUUCCGCUGGAACUCCUGGUUAUCGCCAUUCGCGGUGUUCAAGGGCUUCAUACCGCCCUCCAUCAUGGGUUUGGACACCGAGAUGACCGACCACUGGUUCGCCAAAACCAAGAAAGUCUUGGCUCAGAUGGCGCUCUUCACGAACAUCAGGGCCGCGUUGGGCUCAAUGAUGAUGGCGUGGGUGGCCUACGCCCGGCUCCGGUCCAAUUCGGUCAGCCAGCCCUUCGCCCUCCUCUGGGCCACUAUACUGAUCGUGUGGGUGUACUAUUGCACCGCCUAUGCCUACAUAGGCUACGGCCACUUCAUAUCGUUGGCCUACUAUUUUCGGAUGCGUUUCCAUAAAGUCAAUGAGGAUAUCGAGUCCAUCAUAGCGCCAGACAACCGCAUGAAACCAAAUGAACGGUGCGCUACCCUUCACCACGUCCUCAAUGAACACAACGAGUUGUGCAUCAAAAUCAAGCAGUAUAACGUGUUUUGGGCCAAGUAUCUGAUGUACACCUACUUCAUGUUUGUGGCCAUUAUCUGUUACUCAACAUUUCAGGCAUUCUUCACGUACAACAGGACUUUGGUGAGGGCCGUCAUGUUUAGCCUGGCGCUCGAGUCCGCGUACCUCAUCACCAAAGUGUCGAUCGCCGCGUCCCGUAUGGCUAAUGAGCUCCGUAUGUUUAUCCAGCGCCUAUCGGGGCCUACAAUCGGUUUCUAUUGUCUGGACCUCUUCGAGAUCACGUACUCGACGUACGCUUCUAUAAUCGCGGCUUUGGGUCAAAACUUUCUCCUGAUCGUGGAUUUUGUGAGAUCUUAUGCCGAGCUAAAGGAGGAACAAUCGCAGAGCGAUUUAGACAUUCCUCAGGUGUUUGAUGUCAUCACGAACUCCACCUUUGAUUUGAAUCCAUUGUCGCUGACGAGCGGUUCCCUUCAGGGAGCCCUUCCCGAGACUCUUACAGACGGUGAUGGGGAUAGGGAUUCCGACUCAUAG
Molecule: messenger RNA, 1374 nt
Organism: Oppiella nova
Lineage: Eukaryota; Metazoa; Arthropoda; Arachnida; Sarcoptiformes; Oppiidae
Source: the annotation of a GenBank genome assembly